AUGACACCAACGUUCACAAUAGUAGCUUCCCUGUCAUAUAUACUGGUCGCUGUCUUACUGCAUUUUCUAAACCACGUUUCUUAUCCAAAAAACCAUAAUGAAGAAAAAGCAGAGGACACAUUCGGCGCUAGAGAUUUGCUCGCACAACUUCCUCCUCGUCAGGUCGACGAAAUGUGUAGUGAGACCACUAAAUAUUGUUUUCUCAUCUCUGAGUAUGUCCAGAAUGUAUCAGGAAGAGUGUUGGUCUUUCGAGAGCUUCAGCUGAAACAAGAUGGUCCGCAAUUACGUCUCUCCUAUGCUCGAGUUCUUGUGCCAAAACAAUUGAGCUAUCCUAUGUUGCUGAACACUAGGUCAUGGAAAAUUGACAAAACUACAGUACUUCUCACGUAUGCCCGAACCAUGAUAGCAGGAGUGUUUUUCAGUGACGCAGUAAAGUAUGACUCUCCCAAAAUUCAUAAUGUCCUCAUUAUCGGGUUAGGUGGAGGCGUGAUUAACAACUAUCUAAGCUCUAUGCCAAACCAGAAGCUGAACAUUACCGUUGUUGAUAUUGAUCCUGUGAUGAAGAGGGUAGCAGAAAAGUGGUAUGGCUUCCAGGAGAGCAAUCUCCACCGCAUCGUAAUUGAUGAUGGUAUCGAGUACUCAAGAAAAGCUUCGGAAAAAGGAGAAAAAUUCGAUGCUAUACUGCUUGACCUUUGUACAAACGAGAGACGCCCGCUUCUCUGUCCUAUCGAGGAAUUCCUAACAGAAACAGCACUGGAGAGCUUGGCAUCGAUUCUCUCCGAUACCGGAGCCGUCAUCGUGAAUAUCAUAAAAGGAAACGAGUACAAAGAUGCCAAGAACGAACCCAAAAAAAGCAGGCACAAGCUUCCUAUCCGCCACCUUGGAAUGCUACACCUCGCGAAUAACCGGCAGCGAUUCUUCUCAUUAGUGAGAAAGACGCAUAGAGAUCCUCGCAUUUUGCUCGUCAAAAUUUUGCUAGAUAUCAGUGUUCAAAAAAGAUUUCAGAACCACUUCGCAGCGUGUUCAAUGCUGUAUAAUGGGAACGAAGAAAUGUUGUUCUGUUUCAACAAAAUUGAACCACAUGAAAACAGAACGGACUCGCUUUCCAAAAUGGAGGCUGUCAUAGACAAAAAGCUAGGAUUUCACAUAACGGAUGGAGAGAAGUAUCUUGGAAGCGAUAUUGAGUAG
Messenger RNA from Necator americanus (New World hookworm), 1188 nucleotides. RefSeq lists its product as uncharacterized. The transcript has 11 exons. The record is from RefSeq and is a predicted model, not a curated record. Bases 1 to 1188 code for a protein of 395 amino acids. NCBI's taxonomy places the organism in Eukaryota, Metazoa, Nematoda, Chromadorea, Rhabditida, Ancylostomatidae.